Molecule: messenger RNA, 11927 nt
Organism: Apus apus (common swift)
Lineage: Eukaryota; Metazoa; Chordata; Aves; Apodiformes; Apodidae
Gene: ZBTB41
Product: zinc finger and BTB domain containing 41
Exons: 24
Coding region: 4699-7419 (906 amino acids)
Biological process (GO): regulation of transcription by RNA polymerase II
Cellular component (GO): nucleus
Molecular function (GO): DNA-binding transcription factor activity, RNA polymerase II-specific; RNA polymerase II transcription regulatory region sequence-specific DNA binding; protein binding
Source: RefSeq, a predicted model, not a curated record
UGGGAAUGGCAGAAGAUCUCACUUCAGCAGUGGUGUUCGUUUCUCAUUCCCUGCAAUGUUAUCUCUUUUGCAGUGGGAAAACUGGACUAGACAAUGUUUUUGUUUAUCUAAAGUUUCAUAUGCUUAACACAUAUUGAAGCUGGAAAGCAUGAGAUGCAAAUUAGCUUCACUUUUGCCAGGUCAUGUAAUGAUCUCAGUGGCAAUGGGACAGCAUGGACUGCAGCUGAGACUGUGCUUGCCAUGGACUGCUGCCUGUCUUACGGGGGAUUUCCUGGGUCACACUGUGGUGUCCAAACUUGAGAAGACCUUAGACCUGGGACUCAUCAGAUAAUUAAUUGCCAGCAAACUAUAAAACUACUGAGUCCAAUCCAGCAAAAUCAUUAAAGCGAUUUUAAAAAAAAUUAGUAACAAUUAAAAUGUUAAUUCUUUAUGUGUAUUCAUAUGUGUAUACAAAUUUGGGAAGAUUUCUUUAUAUACCAGAGUUGUGCUGCCAUUCAGAGGGACCUCAACAGGCUGGGGAAACAGGCAUAAUUCAGGAACCUCAUGAAGUUCUGCAAUGGGAUUUGCAAAGCCCUGCACCUGUACAUGCUGGGGGCCAGCUGGCUGGGAAGCAGCUUUGCCAUGGUGGUGAACAUGUUUGGCCUGAUCCAGCAGUGUGCCCUUGCAGCAUAAGGGUCAAGAGCCUCCUGGGCAGUAUUAGGAGGUGUCUUGCCAGCAGGUCAAGGGAGGUGGCUCUUCACCUCUAUUCGACACUGGUGAGACAACAUCAAGUCCAGGUCUGGGCUGCCCAGGUACAAGAAAGAAGAGCACAUACUGAAGCAGGUUCAGCAAAGAGCCAGGAAGGUGAUAAAGGGACUGGAGUAUCUGUCAUGAGGAGAGGCUAAGAGUGCUGGAGUUGCUCAGAAGUUGAGAACAAGCACUUUUUCCAGUGAAAACUGUACAAUGUGUAGAUUUAAAGAAAGUUCACUUCUGUUUGGGGAGAAGUUGUGCAUCUGCUUGACUUUGCAAUUCGACUGUAAUUCAACCAAAAUGAUGAAGGCCUAUACAAUUCCCUGCUAUAAAGCAUAUGCUGUAAAGUAGCUCCUGAGAUGGACAAUGAAAUUCUUAAGAAGAUGAGCAAAGUUUUGCUGUCAGUGUUUUUACAGGCAGCAAGUGCCUGCCAGGCUCUGAGGGCAUCCUGUGUUGAUACAGCCCUUGCCUACGCUGGUCUUGUAAUGCUGGAGCUGCUGGUGACUCGCUGGGAAGAGUGACAGAAGAUCCUCCUCCUCCUUCCUCCUUGUGCUUUUGAACACAGGAAUAUACGGAGAUCACAGAGUCUGGAAGAUAGAGCAGCACUGUAGAAAAAUCUCCAGGAAAGCAGUAACUUCUUUCCCAAGCUCAGAAAAUAGUGACACACUUUCAUGUUUUGCUGCAGAACUGCCCAGCACCAUGGAGCUGAUUUUGUAAGAGAACCUUUCACUGUUGUCUAACAGUGCAAAGGGGAUCCUGUACUGACUGUGAAUUGAAUUGAGGUGGAAAGGAUGUAUGUUUACAUCCCUGUUACACCCCCUCUGCAGUUCCAGAGUGCUGUCCAAGAGACUGGGAAAAGGGCCAAAGAGAUUUAAAAGGGAAAAACAGAAAACAAGAGAAGUAAAUGAAAAGGCCAAAAAACCACUUAAGAAUUUAUGGUGCCAAAGCAAGCAGCAGUGCUGGUGGCACAACUGGCACACAGCAGCUAACAAGACACCAGAAAUGCUAAGGUCCUUAGCAGCCAGUGCUCCUCUGCAUAUCAGCAAGCACCCUGCCUACUAACAGUGGCUUUUGGAUCAAGCCCUGACAAAGCAGGAUUAUCUGGGGGAAGGAGAAGGGCCAGAGAAAAAUGUGCAGUGCUACUGGGAGGAACAGGAGAGGUUGGCUGCUGUACCCAAAGGCUGUGAGAACAAAGCCUGGGAGCACAGGAUGCAUUUUACGAAAUGGCAUUUCACAUCCAGCUCUUACAGCCUUCCCUGUUGAAAAUCAUGCUUGUCCUGCCUUCAGCUGUCUGGGUACACUGUUUGACCAGUGGAAGUCUGCCUGUACAUGGAUUCACUGGCUCCCUGGAGAGUAAGAGUCCUCCCUGUGAAUGAAAUGAGCAGAAUCCUGAUCCAAAUCAGGAAAACAAGCCAGGUGAAGCAAUUGAUAAGGAAGUGGGAGGAUAAAGGAUGAUAAUUAAAAAAGGAAACAGCUUCUGCGUUGACUGACUGAGCACAGGAGUUUUUACAUCAGAGCAAGAGGGGAGGAAAAGAAACUUGAGAGCUGGACAUCACUGAAAGGAAGCAAAGAGAAAGUCGUGGGAGGUGAGGAGCUGUAGAGUUUUGCCAACACACUAACACUGCCAAACUCAGACAGUGUUGCCUUGUGCUCAGAUGGAGUGUUCCUGCCAGUGCCUGCUGCUGCUAGAUAGAAUUGCAGGAGGACAGAAGCACGGAGAGCUUGGGAGUUUUGUUUCACGGUUGGUUUAUGAAAAAUACUCUGAUUUAUUAUCCAUUAUUUUCAUUCCUGUAAUAUAAUACCUGCACGCAGUGAAUUUCAAACUCAUGAUAAAACCCCCGCUGGCUGAAGUUUAUGGCGUCAUUGAAGCAAACGUGGUGAUGAAUGCUGAAUCUUUGCGGAGAAGAUGGUGACAGAGAUCGGGGCUCUCUUUCGCUGCCCGGGAGGCCUCGGGGCCAUACGUGGAGCCUGCUGCUCUUUUGAGGCCGUCACAGCCGGCGCCCCCAGCUCCCGCAGCAGCCUCUGCCGAGGCCUGCGGGGUGGCCACCGCCAGAGGGACCCUCUGCACUACGGCGCCUCAAAACACAUCCCUUGCUGCGCUAAAGAGCGGCCUACACAACAGUGCACCCCAGGACAUCGUUUCUGAAGCUUUCACCACAGGAAUCUUACCGGUAAAGCCUGGCUUGCAGCUGCAGAUGUAGCCCUCGGCCUGGUCGUAGCGGAAGGCGGGCGGCAGGCCCGGGGCGCUGCCGUAGCGGGAGGCCCAGGAGCGCUCCACGCAGACCCCCCCGGAGAGGCAGGGGCUGCUGCUGCACUCCCUGAUGUCCUCCUCACAGCGGGACCCCCUGUAGCCUGCGGAGAGCCAGCAGGAGAAGGUGUUUAGUAUACGUCCUAUUCAGUCAUUCCAGACCUGAAAAUGUUAUUGCGGAUAUCGGAUGCACUGGGCUUCAGGCUGGUGUGCUAAAAGCUUUCCUCUGCUCCUCUGAGGCGCGAAUGUCCCCACGCAGCUCUGACAGGGCUCUGCAGCAGGGUAUUGCUGUGGCUAUUCUACAGUAGCUCACUGAGCUCUCCCACCGAAAGACUUUGUUAUCUUUUCGGAAGCAAGGUGAAGAUCUGUGGAUAACACUGCAUGGGGGUGUGGCUGCGCUUCCAGCUCGUGUGGCGUUUUCCUUUGCGUCAGCCCCCUGUGACAGAGGGGGGCAGGCAGUAUAAAUGUGGUGUUUGUGAAGUGCUUCAUCUGAAGUGCCUCAAAACUCCUCGACUUCUGGAAAAUGCUAAGGGUUCUGAUGAAUUUUCCCACUUCUAAUGUAUCAAGAACCGUGUAGUCCAACAACAUGGUAUCACUUACUCCUCACAGGGAGCCAUGGUGCUGCCUCCUCAGUAAGGACAUGGACAUAAAACUUUCUAGAGUGACUUUUUGUUGUCAGUCCUUAUGCUGAAAGAUUCACAAAGUCUUUUGGGAGCACAGGGUCUGUGUCCCCAGCGGAGCUGCAAAUGGCUGGAUAUGGAAGCACUGCUGGUAAAUGAGAACUCAGCCCAGCCUAUUUGACCCUAUACUUCUGGACAGAGGAACUUGCACUGGUGGUAUGAAGGAGACCAGUUUCCCAGUAUAACACCUAGUGUAAUUUUUAUUCAUAAAUAGACAACAUUUGCAUUAAAAAGUAAGUUUUUAGACUAGUUAAAGGGUCAUCUUAAAUAAGACUGAAAAAGGGUCAGCCGCAGCAGUGAUUCACGUAUCACACAGGUUGAAGGAUUAAGCAACUGCAGAAUGGAUCCCAGCUUUGACUUAUCUCCGUUUUGGCUCCAUAACACCAGCAUUUCUGUUUUGCCUGCUUCUGCUGUGCAGGGAAAUCAGUCCUUAUCUGGACAAGAGAGGUUCUAGCUCACGGUGAACUUGGAUUGAACUGAAUGUGUGGGACAAGUCAAAAUUUUUGGAGGUUCUUAGGAAAGUCAGAAAUCUUACUCUACUGAUAUCUACGAAGCAAGUCCUUAGUUGACAUUUACCAUCCUCUUCAGGGAGAAGAAAGCAAGCUGCAGUGCUGGAGCAGGAGGGGAGCAACUAAGCUCCUUCUGGAGAACUAGUGUCUGUCUGACUUGCAAGGAAUGCCACGUGUCACCUACAGAGCAAUGUGGUUGGUCCUGUGACAAGCUCUGUUGUGCUUUGCAAUGGAUGCACUUUCAUCAUGCUGUUCAGAUACUAAAGCCUUGGCCUGGGCUAGCAGAAAGGAAAGAGAAGGAAGACAGUCACAGCCUCAGCAGCCACGAUUAGAAACUACAACACCAGUACAACCUUUGGCCUUCUGGCACCUCACAAACCCUGGCACAUGAAGUUGGUGUGUUUACUCUGGAGCGAGAGAACUCAUACAACAAACCAAAAGUCCUAAAACAGUCUGGAGCAGAACCAAGUCUUCACGAGGAAUUUUCGCCAGUCACCUAUGAAGCUCCUGACUUUAAAGUUGCACUUCUGCAAUGAAGAAAAGGAGGCGAGUCGCUGCAAAUCGAAAAGAAAAGGUUCAUCUUGGCCAUGAGAAAGAACCUUCAGAACAGAUUCUUGUAGUAGACUGCGCACGUGAAAUUGUCCCCAAGUCUUCAGAAAUAGUUCCUGCAGAUCGGCUUGAAUCUUCCCAAGAACUUUCACCAUCAUCAGAACAAAGAAAGCUCUUAAGCUCAUUGCAGUAUAACAAAAAUCUGCUUAAAUACUUAAAUGACGAUAGACAGAAACAUCCAUCAUUUUGUGAUUUACUCAUAAUUGUAGAAGGAAAAGAAUUUAGUGCUCACAAAGUUGUAGUGGCUGUUGGGAGUAGUUAUUUUCAUGCCUGUUUGAGCAAAAAUCCAAGCACCGAUGUUGUCACUUUGGAUCAUGUAACUCAUUCUGUCUUUCAGCAUUUGCUUGAGUUUCUCUACACCUCUGAGUUUUUUGUGUAUAAAAAUGAAAUUCCGUUAGUGCUGGAAGCAGCAAAAUUUUUAGAUAUCAUAGAUGCAGUGAAGUUACUAAACAAUGAAAGUGUUUCUAAUGUACAGACUGAUGUGGUAACUGAUGCACCUACACCAGUAGAAACACUCAAUGAACUGACAGGUAAACUGUUAAAUAGUCAUCAGUGCACUUUUUGUGGCCGAAGUUUCUGUUACAAGAAGUCCUUAGAAAAUCAUUUGGCCAGAACCCACAGAUCCCUUUCACUGGAAAGAAAACAUGGGUUAAAGAUGCUCGAGAAAGCCAACUUUUCCACGAGGCGUUCUACGAGAAACCGUAGAUGUCCAGCUAAAUUUGACAACAGUGACAAUGAAAGUGGUGAUGCCUCUGACAACAUUUUGGAAAAGGUCAGUUCUGACAAGGAAACAUCUGACAGAAGUGAAUUUGAAGACAGUGAAAGUGAAUGCAAUGCUGAUGAAGAAGGACAGGAAGAGGAAAUGUCAGGUGAAGAUUCAGAGUCAGAAGAGCAAAGUGAAAAAGAACAGAAUGAUACUGAAGAGGGUUCUGAGGCGGUUGAUUCAGUAGGGAGUAUUCCUGAAGGCUUGGCUCCAGUCAUCAUUCAAAGCAGUAGCAAAAAACUACUGCAGUGUCCCAAGUGUGACAAAAAAUUUGAUCGAAUAGGCAAAUAUGAGAGCCAUACACGUGUACAUACAGGUGAGAAGCCUUUUGAGUGUGAUAUAUGUCACCAGCGCUAUUCAACAAAGUCCAACCUAACAGUGCACAGAAAGAAACACUCCGGUGAUAGUGACUUUCAUAAAAAGGAACACAAAUGUCCCUACUGCAAUAAGCUGCAUGCAAGCAAAAAGACUUUAGCAAAGCACGUGAAGAGGUUUCAUCCAGAGAAUGUACAAGAAUUUCUUUCUAUCAAGAAGACGAAGAGUGAAGGUUGGAAAUGUGAUAUCUGUAAGAAAUCUUUCACUCGGAGACCUCAUUUAGAAGAGCAUAUGAUCCUCCACUCUCAGGAUAAACCCUUUAAGUGUACCUACUGUGAAGAGCACUUUAAAUCGCGAUUCGCAAGACUGAAACAUCAAGAAAAGUUCCAUCUCGGGCCUUUUCCUUGUGAUAUUUGUGGCCGCCAGUUUAAUGAUACAGGAAACCUGAAACGCCAUAUAGAAUGUACCCAUGGAGGAAAGAGGAAAUGGACAUGUUUCAUCUGUGGAAAAUCUGUGAGGGAACGAACAACUUUGAAAGAACAUCUGAGAAUUCACAGUGGAGAGAAGCCUCAUCUUUGCAGUAUUUGUGGGCAGAGUUUUCGUCAUGGAAGCUCUUACAGACUUCAUCUAAGAGUCCACCAUGACGACAAGAGGUAUGAAUGUGAAGAAUGUGGGAAAACAUUUAUUCGUCAUGACCAUCUGACAAAACACAAAAAAAUACACUCAGGUGAAAAAGCACAUCAGUGUGAGGAAUGUGGGAAAUGUUUUGGCCGUAGAGAUCACCUUACUGUUCAUUAUAAAAGUGUUCAUCUAGGAGAAAAAGUCUGGCAGAAAUAUAAAGCAACAUUUCACCAGUGUGAAGUCUGCAAGAAAGUUUUUAAAGGGAAAUCAAGUUUGGAAAUGCAUUUUAGGACACAUUCAGGCGAGAAACCCUACAAAUGUCAAAUCUGUAAUCAGUCUUUUAGGAUUAAGAAGACAUUGACAAAACACAUGGUUAUUCAUUCAGAUGCUCGACCUUUUAAUUGCCAGCACUGCAAUGCAACAUUUAAACGGAAAGACAAGCUGAAAUAUCAUAUGGAUCAUGUUCAUGGAUCAAAGGCUGCAGAAGAGGCAUUGACAUCUUCUUCAGAGGAAAAACUAGUCUCCUUACCAGUGCAGUACACCUCUGAUGAUAAAGUUUAUCAAACUGAGGCUAAACAGUAUGUGGAACAGUCCAAAGCAUAUCAAUCAGAAGCCAAAACUUUGCUACAGAAUGUAUCUACAGAAGUGUGUGUGCCUGUGACUUUGGUACCAGUUCAGAUGCCUGAUCCACAAGCUGAUCUAGUACAGCACACCACUCAGUCCCAUGGCAUUCUUCCUCCACAACCUGAGCAGACGGAUUAUCAGCGAGCAACAGAUUUGUCGUUUCUAGAAAAAUAUACUCUUACUCCACAACCUGCAACUAUUGUUCACCCUGUAAGGCCUGAGCAAAUGUUGGAUCCUAGAGACCAGUCAUAUCUUGGAACUUUAUUGGGGCUAGAUACAGCUCCUACUGUACAGAAUAUUUCAAACAGUGAACAUUCAUGAUCAGACCAUAACAUUCCACCUAAUUUACUGAGCCGUUAGCCAAAGAAGGCUGAUAUGGCAAUUCAGAUUUAUAUUUUAUAUUUUAUUUGGACUCAUGAGUCUUCUGCAUAGUUUUGGAAAAACAGGUUUGUUUACAUAAUAUUUGAACAUUUAGGCACAUUUUGAUGCAUACUGAAAGAGUGUCUCUUGUGAUUUUAAGAGUUUUUUAAAAUCUUAUAGAUGGUCUUUUAAAAAUUAAGCUCUGAAAUAUAUUUUAAGGAUAGUAGCUGAAAAAUGAAAUUUCAUAUCUGGUUAUUAAUUUUUAAAACAAUUGCCUUUCUGCAUCUCACUUUUGGUUAAUGUUUUAAGUGUAAUAGCAUUAUGGAAGAGUAAGGAUUAUAUAAAAUUAAAGUUGUAAGGGCAGGCAGGGAUAUAAAACACAAAUUUAUUAUUAAUUAUGUUUCAUGUAGGAAGUUAAAAUAUAAUUUUACUCAAACCCUCAGGCAGUUUUGGAGGGUUUUAAAGUCUCCUGGACUUUGAACUCUAGCCAGUGGACACAGGAACUAGAUUCUUCUGAAAAGUGAUUCAGAUAUUUUAUGAAGACACUAAACGGGGUGUUUGCUGAUCCCACUAAGUAUUGUUAAGCUGCCUGCAUUUGGCCUCUUAAUUUUUCCUUGACCUCUAAUACUGAAUUACGUGGGAAGAUCUAGACAAUGGUAUUGUCUAAUUUUCUACAAUUAUUCCUUUAUCAUUUUUAAUUUGCAUUUUUUCUUGCUUUUUUAAUCUUCUGCAGUGUGACCCACUGAAAAUUUUAAAGGCUAUAACUUCUGGAACAUUAUCAAACUUCUAUUUGAAAAAAAGAAAUAAUCAGCAAUUAUAAAUCUCUUGUGAGUUGCUAGUGACAUUUUGUUUCUCACUUUCUUGAACUGUGUUUAUAAAACACAGUGAAACUCUUGAGAGUAUUUUAUGUCUUUAAUUAUUUUUAGCUUUUAGCUUUUUAGGGUUUUUACCAAAAAACCCCACAUUUUUAACUAGAAGUUAGUGUCAUUCACCAUGAAAUCUAGUCUAAUUUAACCUCAUCAAGCUUUCUAUUUUAAGCUUACUUUAAAAAUAAUUAUUCUGUGUUUGUUUGGUGAAUAACAUGCCAAAGAAAAUAUCUGAAGUAGUUUUAUAAUUUUCGUUAUUGCUUGUGAGAGUUACACAUUAAGGCAAAUUUUUCCCCAGUUUUCCCUGUUCUUAAAUUAUUAUCUUAAGAAAACUUUGAAAUGGGAAACUGGAGGUAUAUGUAUGACUGUAACUGUUAAAUUUAUCCAGUAACCUGAGCACAAGUGAUCUGUGGUGAAAAGAUCGUUUAUCAUCCCAGUUCUAUAAACUCUAAAUGAUGCAAAUAAUUUUAAAUGUUAUUCAGAUAUUUUGGUGUUAGAUUCUUUUAAUCCCCACCUACUUCAGUGUUGAGCAGUUUGCAGGAGAGGGGCCAGAGCUGCCUGAAUGUUUGUAUUUUGAAGCUUGUUCCCUAAUGGAUUCUUAACCUAAACACACCAAAGAUUUCUGUUAGCUGUUAAGUAGUGGCAGAGUUAUAGGAUUUUAAGUGUUACCGAUAUUUAAAUAGGACUUAGCCAAAGAAGCACAAUAGAAGUCCUAAACUUAACAAGUUCAGUUUCUAAAACAGGACUACAUAUGUUUAACUGUUCUGUUUGUGUCUCUCAAGUAAAUUUAGAGCUGUGCUCUGGGAAUGUUCAGACUGACAUGCUGUAAAUGUAUGUGCUAAGAAGCUGGAUACUAGCAAAAAUACAGCAAUAAUGAGGCCAUUUAAUGCCACCUGCUGAAAGGACACUAUCAAGUACUACCCUCCCUGCUUUCUGACUCCAUCUCCUUUCAUAAUAAAACUGUUUCUGUAAUUUUUACACUCCAUGGCUUGAAAACUGCUGGUUUAUGUGUAGUUUUUGAGUCAACAUGUAUGUAUCAUAUUCAGAUUGCCACAUGUGGAUGUGAAACAUGAUUUCCAGCAUUUGUUAUUGUGCUGCUCAAAAUUAAUCAAUGGUGCCAGUGCUGUUCUCAGACUGAAAAUCCUGAGUCUUGUUAUUUCUUGUCUUUUCUGUCCUACAGUAGAAAGAGGUAUUGUGGGAUUUUGACAAAACAGUGGCUUAAAAAUAAUUGGUAACUAAUUUUUUAUUUUAAAAUCCAGUCUGUUUGGAAGGCUCUGGGAAAAUACUAAAAUGGAAUUUGGAGCAUAUUUACUUGAUACUGUCCUUUUAAAAAAUCUUUCAUGAUUGUGCCUUUUAUAUAUAUUCUGACUAAUGGCUUUAUCUCUAGCUCAGUUGAUUAUUCAGAAAACAUAAAGGUCAACAUGUUCCAAAGGGCUUCAUGGCUUUGGGUGCCCAUUAAGAAACAGAUCAUAAAAUGACUCGUUUUUCAGAAAAAAACGAGCACUAUCUUCGCUGUUCAGGUGACCAGAAUUACUAGUCAUUCCUGGAAAAAAAUUACCUACUAGUUCUUUGGCGUUCAUUUAUUUGCAGAUAACCCUACUAGUUAGUGUUUUUACCUGCUGGUCAGGCUGGAUCUUUGCCAGUUGACAGUGAAAGAAAAAUAGGAAAGCUUACACGCUAGAUACAUAGUUUUUAUUUUUUUAAUAUCAUGUGUUCUAAUUCUUAUGGCUUUGCAUCUAUUUAAAAUUCAUAUAUAAACAAAGUAGAUUUUCAUGGACUGAUACUUCAUCUGGUAGGUGAAAGUGGCUUAAUUCUGCUUGAUGGAGGACAGUUCCUUGUAAGAGGACUGGAGAUGAAGGGUGGAGAUCUGCACCUCACAACUGCAUGGGUUGCAACUCCACAGGUGUCUGGUACCUCCAUGUGUAUGUACUCAUCCAAGAGUGCGUGUCCUGGUGAUCUGGAGAGCACUUUUACAAUAGAGGCUAUGUUUUAUCUGGCAGUCUUUGACUCAGUUGACCAUUUUUUGCCAAAGAGGGAAGAAGCAGGUCUCUUAAAAAUAUCUCUAAAGAAUGAUUAGUGGCACAUAGCACAAAGUUUUGGGUUUUUUUUUCACAUACUGACCUUUGGGAAGAAGAGUGGAGUCUGUGUUGGUACUCUAAACUGCUACCUGGCUUCUGAGAACUUGCUGCACUUGUUCUGUUUAAACAUUGAAUUCUGUAUUUUUCUGCUAAACAAAUUUCUAGUUGUUGACUGAGUUACUGCCUUUAAUUCUUUAAGUGGGUUUUAUGUUUAGUUUAUUUAUUUAUAUUGGAAUUUUCUCUUUAAGCACUGACACUUUUCCUACAGAGGUAUGGCUCUCGGGUUCUUUUUAUGCUGAACAUCAGUAAUUGUAAUGGUGAUGAUACGUCUUCUGUAAGGCUGUGUUUUCCUUAAAAAUACAGUGCUACUUUAGUCUGGAUUAUAACUUGGGUAGUUAUUUUUAAAGAUGUGUCAUGCCAGAACACAAUGACAAAAGAUUUAUUUGGAAUUAUCAAAGAACUAAGCUGAUUUCCCUAACGACAAAUGUGAACGAGCAUCCAGAACUCUGAAGAUUGCUUCAAAGGGAUCACCUUGUGACGUGCUUGAUUGACCAUGAAAUGUGUUACAGAGCGCUACGGAGUUUUUACCUUUAAAAUAAUUUCUGUGUAGAAGUACAUUAUUGUAGAAUUAUGAAUGAAUUCUGAGAAGGCUGUUGUAGAUGAGUAGGGUUUUUUCCCUGGAAACAAUGAAAACGAUGUGAAAUUUUUCAAUGUUGAGCAUAUAUGUGUAACUAAUCCAGAUGGUGUGUUCUCCACAUGACUGAGGCUGAAGGGAAAUAAAAUACAUUUAUCUGUAGGUCCUUGUGACUGAUGUCACUCAUGUAUGAUCUUUCUCAUCAGCAUCAUCUCACAGCGAUUUGGUUAUUUCAUGGUUUGUAUUGAAGAAUGACACUGGCAGAAUAUAAUGGAGGGCAGCCACUUUGCUUAAGCCCAUAAGGAUCUUUUUCAUGGUUCAUAAGAAAUGUUUUGCUUUAAAAGGAUUUUAUGGGUUAAAGGUAGCAAUGACAACAUUUUUUAAUCCCCCAUACACAUUUUGAUCAUGUUUAAGUGUUGAUACCCUUUUAUAUGAAAGAAUAAGGUGAAAUAAACUCAAUAUUUUGUCACUGAUACAUGAGAUCGUGUUUUAAAUGUGAUCUGUACAGGUUGAUAUUUUAGAUGGGAGUCUAAGUAAAGUUGUCUUUUUAGGGGAAAUUCUUGGCUAUAAGGAAAAGUUAGGAAGUGUGCUGUAAAUGUAGAAGUACUCAGUCCUAUGUGUAAUUUUGUUUGUUACGGAAAAGUAAAGUUCUUUCGUCUUAACAUUGCUUGCUUCACAGGAUUCUUGCAGGGGUGCUUGCUAAGUUUUGGUUUCUGCCCCUUUUUAUUUAAACAGCGUGGAAACACAACAUUCUGUACAUCUUUCAGUUUUAAAGCUCAUGAAAGAUACACAGAGGAGGCAGAUUUUUUUUUUUUUCAUCACCUUUGUGUGCGUCUCAUUCUCCCUCUUUAUUUUUAAAUCUUUUGUAAAUUAAAUUUAUUUAGAAAAACA